This is a messenger RNA of Maniola jurtina (meadow brown), 1731 nucleotides long. It is a transcript of the gene DnaJ-1, whose product is annotated as dnaJ homolog subfamily A member 2-like. The transcript is spliced from 2 exons. NCBI's taxonomy places the organism in Eukaryota, Metazoa, Arthropoda, Insecta, Lepidoptera, Nymphalidae. Gene Ontology annotation, cellular component: cytoplasm; cytosol. Gene Ontology annotation, biological process: response to heat; protein refolding. Gene Ontology annotation, molecular function: Hsp70 protein binding; ATP binding. Bases 104 to 1321 code for a protein of 405 amino acids. The record is from RefSeq and is a predicted model, not a curated record.
CUGUGACAAUUCUGAAUAAUCUGAAUCGCUCUUUUUCGUUUUUGCAUCAGCCAUCAGCUGCGACAAAGUAAUUCCGUGGUGUCUCCCUCAUUUCGAUCGUAAAAUGGCUGAUAAUAAAUUGUAUGAAAUAUUAGGUGUUUCGCGAAAUGCAAGUGAUUCUGAAAUCAAAAGGAGUUACCACAAGUUGGCUAAAGAAUUUCAUCCUGACAAAAACCCAGCAGCUGGCGAUAGGUUUAAAGAGAUAAGCUAUGCAUAUGAAGUUUUAUCAGAUCCAAAAAAACGGCAAACCUAUGAUAAGUUCGGCCUCAAAGGAUUGCAAGAAGGCGGGCAAGGAGGAGGAUUUCCUUCUGAUGACUUCCUUGGACAUUUCUUUGGUGACAUAUUCGGUAUGGGUGGUGGUGGUGGCAGAGGACGAGGACGUGCGCGUGGUGAGGAUACCAUACAUCCAUUGAAAGUGACUUUAGAAGACAUGUAUGUCGGAAAAACAGCGAAGCUACAAUUAAGUAAAAAUGUAAUCUGUGGCCCGUGUAAAGGUCUCGGUGGAAAGACUGGAGCUGUUUCGUUUUGCAGAGACUGUCAUGGUCAAGGUAUAAAAGUGUCAUAUCAGCAAAUAGGGCCCAACAUGACCCGUCAAUUCCAGACUCGUUGCACUACCUGUCAAGGGCAAGGUGAAACUAUUGAUGAAAAAGACAAAUGCCCUAAAUGCAAAGGCAAGAAAGUUUUAAACGAAACCAAGAUAUUAGAGGUACAUGUUGAAAAAGGUAUGCGUGAGAACCAGAAAAUAUUCUUUAGAGGAGAAGGAGACCAGCAGCCUGACACUCAACCUGGUGAUGUAAUUAUAGUAUUACAACAAAAACCACAUGAGCUGUUCAAACGAACAGGCGACGACUUGUUGAUGGAGCGAGAGAUUACCUUGACCGAGGCUCUGUGUGGCUUUGAGUUUGUCAUUAAACAUUUAGAUGGACGGGAUCUACUUAUAAGACAUUCCCCUGGAGAAGUGAUCAAACCUGGAGACUUAAAAGGUAUACAAGGUGAAGGCAUGCCUCAACAUAAGAACCCAUUUGAAAAAGGAAAUCUCUAUGUUAAGUUUGAAGUAACUUUUCCUGAAAACCACUUUGCAAAUGAAGAGCAAUUAAAGAAAAUCGAAAGCAUUUUACCGCCUAGACCUGUAUUUGUCAUGCCAACUGGCGAGGAUGUGGAAGAAGUCAACAUGAUGGAGUACACAGCCAGUGAGAGGAGCCGAGGGCGGGAGGAAGCCUAUGCCAGUGAUGACGAUGAGCAUAUGCAUGCAGGCCCAGGUGUACAAUGCGCUCACCAGUAGCUUAAUAAUUAUUGUAUUGAAUCCUUAUUUUUGGAUUUAUACUCAGACCUCACAUUAUAUAAUUUUAUUAUGAAUUUUAGGUAGUUAAUAUUGACUAAAACAUGACACUCUAAUUUGCAGAAUAGUCUUAGAGUUGUUUCUAAUCAAUUUAUUAUCUGGUGAGUGGUGACAGAACAUGUCAAGACCAGAUAUAGUUUAUUAGGGUCACAUCAUUGCAAUAAACCGCCUUAUCUUUAAUAUGUAUAAUAAUUAUUUUAUAAUUUACAAAAUAUAUGUAUAUUAUAUUGAUUUAUGUAAUGUUGAGGAUUCAGUAAAAACAAUUAGUAAUGGUUUUUCAUUCAUGUAAUUCAUUCCACUACCACAGGUGCAUGUAACUGCAUUGGUUUAUGAUUAUUAUACUUAAAUUAAAA